AUGGUGGAUUACUAUGAAGUUCUAGGAGUGCACAGAGAUGCUUCACCUGAGGACAUUAAGAAGGCUUACCACAAAGAAGCCCUUAAAUGGCAUCCAGAUAAAAACCCGGAAAAUAAAGAGGAAGCAGAGAAAAAAUUCAAAGAAGUGGCGGAGGCCUAUGAGGUAUUAUCGGAUGCUGAAAAGCGGGACAUUUAUGAUAAAUUUGGCAAAGAAGGAUUAAAAGAUGAAGGCAGAGGGCAGUUUGACGGUGAAUGUGAGCACAGUUUUCUAUUUCGUAGGCCAGACGAUGUCUUCAAUGAAAUAUUUGGGCAAAGGGACCCGUUUUCAUUUAAUUUCUUUGAAGACUCACUAGAGGAACUCUUGCAGAACCCCAGAGGCUGCUGUGGGAGCAGGUGCCCGGGGGCCGGGUGCUUUGUCCCUGCCUGCAGUGAAUACCCAGCCUGGGAGACAUUUCCUUCCUAUGACCCAGGAUACACAUCAUUCGGGUCCCUGGGGCAGGAGGGCCUUUCUUCAUUCUCCUCGCUGGCCUUCGAGCAUGAUGGCAUGGGCAAUCACAUAUUCCUUUCAGGCAAAUUUGCCAAUGACAGAAACAUGGGUAUCUAUGCAAAAAUUGUUGAGAAUGAUCUAGAGGGAGAAGCUGAAGAUGAAGCGGAGUUGAAAUUCUUCCUUGCGGAUGGCGUGGUGGAUAUGGAAGGUUUUCAACAAGAAACCAGCUGGAGGAGCCCACCUUUCCACCACUGUUCACCCAACUCCUACAGCCCCACCCAUGCGUGUCAAUAUGCUUUUAUGGACAAUGACGUGCAAGGUAUACCUUGGGUCAGCAACCACUGGGAGCCCUCUAUUUUCUCCACGGGGUUCAAAGAAGGGGGUAAAAGGAAAAAGAAGAAGUACAAAGAGGUGCAGAAGAAGAAGUCCACCAAAAGGAAUCAUUAAAUUGACUCUUUAGACACAUUA
Messenger RNA from Ochotona princeps (American pika), 954 nucleotides. RefSeq names its product DnaJ heat shock protein family (Hsp40) member B7 (gene DNAJB7). Gene Ontology annotation, molecular function: ATPase activator activity; Hsp70 protein binding. Gene Ontology annotation, biological process: protein refolding; positive regulation of proteasomal ubiquitin-dependent protein catabolic process. Gene Ontology annotation, cellular component: endoplasmic reticulum membrane; cytosol. The transcript has a single exon. The record is from RefSeq and is a predicted model, not a curated record. Bases 1 to 933 code for a protein of 310 amino acids. NCBI's taxonomy places the organism in Eukaryota, Metazoa, Chordata, Mammalia, Lagomorpha, Ochotonidae.